CCGCCCCCGCCGGGCUCGGCUCGCACCGCCGGUUCCGCUUUACAUAACGGCGCGGGCCGGCAUGGGCUCGGGGCCCCGCGUCCGCCCCGCCGGCCGCCCGCACUGUCGCGGCCCGCGGUGGCCAGGGCGGCGGCCCGGGGGCGCCUCGUCUCGCGACUGUCAAGCCCGGCGGCGGAAAUGAGGAGGCGCCGGCCCCUGCCGGAGCCCGGGCUUCCUGCCUGAGCCGCCGCCGGCGGGGCCCGGGCGCGGGGCCACCAUGGGCCGGCCGGGCCCCCAGCGCCUCUCCCGCAGCCCGGCCGCUCCAGCUCGGUCUCCGCCAUGAACGGGCCCACCCUGCAGCCCCCCUCGGCCUCGCCCGCGCCCGCGGCCCCGCCGGCGGCGCCGUGCCCGCGCGGCUGGAGCGACUUCUGCGAGCGGCACGCGGUGGCCACGGCGCGGGAGCUGGCCCGCCAGUACUGGGCGUUCGCGCGCGCGCACCCGCAGCAGGCGCCGCUGCGCGCCGAGCUGGUGUCGCUGCACUUCGCCGACCUGUUCCAGCGCUACUUCUGCCGCGAGGUGCGCGACGCGCGCCCGCCGCGGCCCCCCGCGCGCGACUACCGGGACACGGGCCGCGAGCCGGGCCCCGCGCGCGGCCUGCCCAAGGCGCGCAGCUCCGAGGAGCUGGCCCCGCCGCGGCCCGCGCCCUGCGCCCUGCAGCACCUGCGCCGCGGCCUGCGCCACCUGUUCCGCCGCCGCUCGGCCGGGGAGCUGCCGCCCGCGGGGGACGCGCCCGACGCCGCCGCCCGGCCCGGCCCGGCCCGCAAGCUGCUGCCCUGGAGCCUGACCCGGGAGCCGCCGGCUGAGGCGCUCAAGGAGGCGGCGCUGCGCUACAGCCUGGCGGACGAGGCGGCCAUGGACAGCGGCGCGCGCUGGCAGCGGGGGCGCCUGGCCCUGCGGCGCGCGGGGGGCCCCGACGGCGCUGCCGAGCGCGUGCUGGAGCUCUUCGACCCGCCCAAGAGCUCCAAGCCCCGGAUCCAGGCGGCCUGCUCCAGCAUCCAGGAAGUCCGCCGCUGCACGCGCCUCGAGAUGCCCGACAACCUCUACACCUUCGUGCUGAAGGUGAAGGACCGGACGGACAUCAUCUUCGAGGUGGGGGAUGAGCAGCAGCUGAAUUCCUGGAUGGCUGAGCUUCGGGAAUGCACAGGCCAAGGGCCGGAGCGCGCCGACACAGAGACGCAGUCCGCAGCCCUGGAGCCCGGCCCGGCUAGUUCCCCCGGGGGGAGCACGGAUUCCCUGAACCAAGGUGCUUCUCCUGGGGGGCUCCUGGACCCAGCCUGCCAGAAAACUGAGCACUUCCUGGCCUGCUACCCCUGGUUCCACGGCCCCAUUUCCCGCGUGAAGGCGGCCCAGCUGGUCCAGCUGCAGGGCCCCGAUGCGCACGGCGUGUUCCUGGUGCGGCAGAGCGAGACGCGGCGAGGGGAGUACGUGCUCACCUUCAACUUCCAGGGCAUCGCCAAGCACCUGCGGCUGUCCCUGACGGAGCGCGGCCAGUGCCGGGUGCAGCACCUGCACUUCCCCUCGGUCGUGGCCAUGCUGCACCACUUCCAGACGUCCCCCAUCCCCCUCGAGUGCGGCGGCGCCUGUGACGUCCGGCUGUCCAGCUACGUGGUGGUCGUCUCGCAGCCUCCAGGUUCCUGCAGCACCGUCCUGUUCCCCUUCUCCCUCUCACGCUGGGACUCGGAGCUGGGCCUGCCCCACCUUGGCCCCGAGACACCGCCCGGCCGCGCCUCGCCCUCGGAGCAGAUCUUCCACCUGGUGCCUUCGCCCGAGGAACUGGCCAACAGCCUGCGGCACCUGGAGCCCGAGCCUGCUGGCCGCGCCCACGACCCCGACUAUGAGAUGGACUCCCCGUCCCGGAGCCACCUGCGGGCCAUCGACAACCAGUACACGCCCCUCUGACGGCCCCUGCUGCCCAGGAGGGACUUGCGAAUGUAACUUUCUUUCCUUCCUUCCAGAGAGAGAUGAAGGGGCACUGGGAACUGCGCGCGCCAGUCUGGAGUGCCCCCCGUUAGGCCUGUUGAAGGGCCCCUACCCCUGCCACCCGGCCCCGGCUUCUAUUGUUUACAGAGGUAGUCUUGGUUCGCAGCUGCCGCUGGCGCCCGCCUGCGUCCCCGGGAGCAGAGCUGGCAGUGGAAACGCGUUCUCCCUUUCACUGACGCUGUCACAGCGAAGGACAGACUUUUUACUGGGGGUGGGGGUGGGGCAAUCAGGAAGCCCAAAACACUAACAAGCCCAGAUUCUCCCGGUUUCCCACUAUAGCUUCAGUUCACGAGGCUGGCCACCGGGAGACGCCUGUCCCGCUCCCACUCCCGGCCAGGACCCUGCUCUGGCAGAGGGACAAGCUAAAGGUCAAAAAUGAUUUUAAACAUUUUACCUCAGAUUAACUUUUUAAAAGGAUUCAGGUUUCGAAACUAAACCAUUGCUUCUCCAUCGUACUGUGGAACUAACUGCCCCCUGCAGCGUGUGGCGUCAGAGCCGGCUAUGCAGCCCCGCCCACUAGCACCCCCUCCCCUUGCCCCAGAGCAGUCCGUGUGGCCCCGUCGGGCCUACCCCGGUGCCUUACGAACAGUCUGGAUCUUGCUCUCCAGCAGCUUUCUGACAAGAGUGUACUGAGGGACGGGACGUGUGGCCAGGGAGGAAGCGACUUCUCCGGGCCUUUCUGCUGCAGCUGGCCACUGCUCCGUGCGAGGGGAUGUGCUCCAGUGGGGCCCACAGCCUCCUUCCUCGCCAGCCAGGGCGCCCGCAGCGCGUCUGCAGCUCUGCUUGUGAUUCAGAGCAGUUGGCUCCUGGAACUUGAGCGGGGAGGCUGAGGAACAAGGGGUGCAGUGACAGAGCGACUCUCACGACCCAGCUGGCAGCCUCACUGUAGUGGCUUCUAGGAAACUGGGCGUUCUACGCAGCUAACCAUUGAUACCACAUCACUCACAGACUGAAACCUGGCGUACUGCCUUACUGGGGGCGAGGGUUCGCGCUUUCCCCUUCACCAGCCACUCUGUGUGCUCCGUGAGGUCAGACUUACAGAAUUUCCUGAGAGCUUUUUGGGAAGAGGGGCAAAUGGCCACCUUUUAUAGCACAUGCCUUAAAUGUGGUGACCGCCCCAAGCACCACUGGGUGUGGCCCAAAAAUAUAACAAAAAGCCCCUAAUAGUCUGUUUUUAGAUUCGCAAGCAGAGCCAGCCCUGAGCUGAGCGCACGGUCCAUUUUUAAGGCAGUCCUGUUCUACCACUCGAGACAUCGCCUGCGACGUUUGUCUUUACAUGUCAAGCAGAUUUCUCUAGGCCAUGAAUGCUGAUGUGCACGAGCACGAGCAUGUGAGUUGAGGAAGUAAAGUGCUUCCCUUGCAUGUGGCUCACCGGAUUGGGAUCCCUGAGCUCCCCUCAGCCCCUAACUGGAGAGAGCACAGCAGACAGGGCCAGCUGGGCGGUCAAGUGAGUCCCAGCCAAGGGUAUGCCUUUCUGGGGGCCUCUUAAUAUUCGUUUAGCAGGUAGUGGUGGGUGGCCAUUGAGCCAGGCACAGCCAAGUAGCAGGUGUGACCCACUAUCUACAAAGUGCCACUGCGGGCUCAGAGAAUCGGAAGUCACCGUUUCACAGUUCAGAUACAUUCCAACAUAAAGUGUGGCCCGAGAAGCGACACUAACCUUUCUGCUAGAGCAGCAGCAGGGAGCUUGGGGACCUGUGUGUGCUGCCCUCACAGGCAGGGACCAAGUGGCAGCUGCCCUGUCUGGAUGCCAGUGCCACUGAUGCAGCUUCAGAAGAGCUCGAGCACUCCCAGCGCCGUCACUUCCUUUGUCUGACUUUAAUGAACUUUUACAAACUAACAGUCACCAGCACCAAAGAAGUCAACAGAAUUAAGUCAACUAACCUGCCUUGAAUUUGAGACCAGCAAUCCACAUUGCUUUAUCUGGUGUGAUCUUCUGCCUCUGAUCAUUUCUGGACCAUGUAGGACAAGGGAAUAGCAAUCGUUAAAAAUGUUGGGCCAGAGAACACUAUUUUACAUAGCAGUUUCUUUAUAUAUAAAGCAAGGCCUUGAAUUCUUCCUAUGGUUGCCUGAGCGUCCUUCGUGCUUUAUUCAGGGUGCAGUCUGCUACCGCAAACACCAUGUAAGCUCUAACAUUCCCCACAGGCUAGAGGAUCUUGAUGGUCUAGUACGGGCUGCCUCUUUAAAAGGAUACAUCUGACAUCUAAUGUGUCACAGAAGCACAUUACAAUGACAACACGGAAAGCGGAUCCAUCUUGUAUUAUAUCCUUAUAGGCAGAAGGCAUUUGGCAAAUUUUAUGUAUUGUUUAUGUACUGUACAAGUAACUUAUUCUUGAAUAAUGCAAAUUUUACUAUAAUGUACAAAUUGCUACAUGUGAAUUAAAAGUUUUCAGACUCUUGA
Molecule: messenger RNA, 4417 nt
Organism: Sorex araneus (European shrew)
Lineage: Eukaryota; Metazoa; Chordata; Mammalia; Eulipotyphla; Soricidae
Gene: SH2B3
Product: SH2B adaptor protein 3
Exons: 8
Coding region: 319-1938 (539 amino acids)
Biological process (GO): intracellular signal transduction
Cellular component (GO): plasma membrane
Molecular function (GO): transmembrane receptor protein tyrosine kinase adaptor activity
Source: RefSeq, a predicted model, not a curated record